GCUCCCACACCUGCCAUGCCCGCCAGUUCACCACUGCCGUGCGCGCUCUCGCCGUGCGCUCCCCACGUCUCACCAAACCGUCACAAAAGUCCGCCUUCGCCCCAAAACCACCACGUCCCCUGCCGUGCCGUGCCCCUCUAUAAACCCCUCCCCGGCCCACAAAAACUCCCAAAGCCAGGCAAAAGAGGCAACCGCUGCCCCAGACGCAAACUGCUGCCUGCCCCCAUCCACGAGGUCCGCGCGCUUGCUCGCUCUCGCAUGGCCGCGCCGCCGGCGACGACGACAAGCCACGGCCGGCGCGCGCGGGCGGAGAUGUGCGCGGCGGCCGUGGUGUCGGCCGCGGAGGCGGCGUCGUGGUGGUGCGCCGUGGCGCUCGUGGCGCUCGUGCUGCUGGGCGCGCUCCGGGCGGACUACGAUGCCGAUGCCGAUGGCGGCGAGGCGGUCUACUUCCGGGGCGCGCGGCUGGGCGGCGGGCGGCGGCCGUGCGAGGAAGUGUACGUGGUCGGGGAAGGCGAGACGCUGCACAGCAUCAGCGACAAGUGCGGGGACCCGUUCAUCGUGGAGCGGAACCCGCACGUGCAUGACCCCGACGACGUCUUCCCGGGGCUCGUCCUCGCUCUCAGGCCCACAAAGAACACCUGAUUAUUAGCUUUCUGCCGCCGGCAAUUUGGCGUUGCGUGCAAGCGCCGGCGGGGAUGAGCAACGCACUCGAAGAGUUCCUGUUUGCUACUUUGCUAGCUCCCUUCUUCUUAAGCUUCCUUUUGUUUGUUUGCAACUACUCAUCUUGAUAAGUUUCUUCCCAAGAGGGGAAGGGAUAUAGUAAGUGUAUAUAUUAUAAAAGAGAACUGAAGAAAGCAUACAUAGUUGAAGCUUGAAUGGGCCGGAUCUAGCUUGCUUUAUAUUCUUGUGUUGAUCGAA
Molecule: messenger RNA, 918 nt
Organism: Brachypodium distachyon (stiff brome)
Lineage: Eukaryota; Viridiplantae; Streptophyta; Magnoliopsida; Poales; Poaceae
Exons: 1
Coding region: 16-642 (208 amino acids)
Source: RefSeq, a predicted model, not a curated record